UUUUUUUUCGUUCAAUCGUUUUUCACAUUAAUUUUAUUCCAUUAAUUUUUGUUUUGUUUUUUUUUUGUUGUUGUAAUCAUUGUGUAUCCGUUAAUAAAACAACGGAACAAACAAAAUCUAUCAACCUGGAAUCGACAACUAGAUUAACGCCACCGGAUUCUUAUAUCCUACCCGAUACAUCAUCACCGGGUUUACAUACCACGAUGUCUUCGUGGAGUACCGGUUUUACCACUAAAGUGGAAAUAGCACAGCCACAACCAUCAUCCGGUUCGAUAAAAGCACAAAUUGAAAUAAUACCGUGCAAAGUAUGUGGCGAUAAAUCAUCCGGUGUACAUUAUGGUGUUAUUACCUGUGAAGGAUGUAAAGGAUUUUUUCGUCGUAGCCAAUCAUCGGUUGUUAAUUAUCAAUGUCCACGGCAAAAAAAUUGUGUGGUUGAUCGAGUGAAUCGUAAUCGUUGUCAAUAUUGUCGUCUACAAAAAUGUCUAGCCUUAGGAAUGUCACGUGAUGCGGUAAAAUUCGGCCGAAUGUCUAAAAAACAGCGAGAAAAAGUUGAAGAUGAAGUACGAUAUCAUCGUGCACAAUUAGUAAGGCCCGGUAGUGGUGGUGGCGGUCAUUCACAGCAUCCAUCAACAAUGAAUAAUCAACAACAACAUCAAACACCUACUUUAAUACAAACCGGAGGUGGUGGUGUUGGUAGUGUAUGUGGUAUGACACAAAUUGUUACAGCAAGUACGACAACAUCACCAAAUGGUGGACAAGUUUUAUCAACUGGAUUAGGUUGUAGCAAUUCACCAAAUAAUAAUGGUCCAUUAAUAACGAAUAUUGGUGGUCAAACAUCAUCAACAUCAUCAUCAUCAUCAUCAACAUCGGCAUCAUCAUUAACAAUAACAGCAUUACAUGGACAAUUAAAUUCAACGACGAUACCAUUAUCUAAUGGACAGCAGCAACAACAACAGCAGCCGCAUCAACAUAAUCAGCAGCAACAUCAACAAUCAACGAUAACACGUGUACAACAACAACAACAGCAAUCCGGUGGUAUAAAUCAACAAUCAAAUAAUUCAUCUGUUGUUGUUGCAGCUGUUGCAUCAAGUACACAAUUUCAACAACGGCAACAACAACAAGAAACAUCACCUGAUUCAUCGGUAUUGGAACAACAACCACAACAACAGCCUUCAUCAUCAAGUCAACAUGUAUCAUAUUCAUCAUCAUCCGCAUCAUCAUUAACAAAUGGAUAUUCACAAUAUUCAAAUGGUGAUCUAACGGGUAACGUUAUGAAUAAUAAUAGUCCCGGUACAACAACAACAACAUUAUAUGCUCAGGAUAAACCGUAUACAUUAUAUGCAGCCUAUACAACAACAAGUGGUGGAACGAAUAAUAAUAAUAAUAAUAAUAAUAAUUCGCAACAACAACAACAUUCAACAACAGCAUCUCAACAACAACAACAAGCGGCUAAUAAUAUGUUUGAUAUGAUACCAUCAUCAACAGAUUUUGUUGAUAGUACAACAACACAAUUUGGUGAAUUAAAAUCAUCAUCAACAAUAUCGACUGCAACAACAACGCAGAAUAAUUGUCAAACGACAACAAUAAAUAAUGAUCCAACAGCAUCAUCAUCAACAUCGACAAUGUCACCGGAUACAAAUUUACAUCAAUUAAAUUCAACAAUAACAACAACAAUGAUGGGUUCACCAAACGAUUGUUCCAAUAAUAAUAAUAAUAAUCAUAUUGGUGGUGGAUCAUCUACGACGACAACAACACCACAGCAGAAUAAUAAUAAUAAUAAUAAUUGUUUGGUUACAUUAACGGCAAAUCAUUCGCAUUUAGAAUUAUUAACAAAAACUGUAGCCGAUGCACAUACGAGAACAUGUCUAUUGACAACCGAACAGAUUAUCGAUUGUAAACGUAAACCAAUGGAUCUUAGUCGUGUUUUUGAAUUCAAAAAUCUUUCACAUGAUCAACAAUGGUUACGAUGUGCAGAUAAAUUGACCGAUAUGAUACAGCAGAUAAUUGAAUUUGCAAAAAUGAUACCCGGUUUUAUGAAAUUAUCACAAGAUGAUCAAAUUGUUUUACUUAAAGCCGGAAGUUUUGAACUUUGUUGUUUACGUAUGUCACGUUAUUAUGAUCUAAAUACUAAACAAGUUGUUUUUAAUGGUGGCCUUAUGCCUAUCGAUGCAUUCCUAAGUCAAGCUGAUAUAACUGAAUCAAAAUUAAUAUCACAAGCAUUUCAAUUUGCCGAACAUUUGGCUGAUCUCAAAUUGACUGAAGCUGAAUUGGCUUUAUUCUCUGCCUAUGUUUUAAUAUCUCCAGAUCGAUCUGGCCUAAAAGGCAUUCUAGAGAUACAACGAUUAAAUCAAGCCAUAAUGAAAGCAUUACGUAAUGAAUUAAAUCGUACACAUAAGAAUACAUUUUUCAUUAAAGGCGAUGUUACAAUCAUCGAUAUAUUGUUAGCCAAAUCGGGACAAUUACGUGAACUAUCAAUAUUACAUAUGGAAGCAUUGAAUAAAUUUCGUCGCCAAUCAUCACAUCUAAUAUUUCCUGCCUUACAUAAAGAAUUGUUUUCAAUUGAUCAACCGGAUCAACAGCUUGUUUGAAAAUUGAUAUUCUUCAUUUUCAUUCAUUCUCAAAAAAAUACAUCAUUUUGU
Molecule: messenger RNA, 2639 nt
Organism: Dermatophagoides pteronyssinus (European house dust mite)
Lineage: Eukaryota; Metazoa; Arthropoda; Arachnida; Sarcoptiformes; Pyroglyphidae
Gene: Hr3
Product: nuclear hormone receptor 3 ROR-beta
Biological process (GO): regulation of transcription by RNA polymerase II
Cellular component (GO): nucleus
Molecular function (GO): RNA polymerase II cis-regulatory region sequence-specific DNA binding; nuclear receptor activity; zinc ion binding
Source: RefSeq, a predicted model, not a curated record